This is a messenger RNA of Cylindrotheca closterium, 843 nucleotides long. NCBI's taxonomy places the organism in Eukaryota, Bacillariophyta, Bacillariophyceae, Bacillariales, Bacillariaceae. The record is from the annotation of a GenBank genome assembly.
AUGCCUUCAAACAGCCGUGGAGCGCUGUCGUUCAAAAACGCAGGUCGAGAAUCUAAGACUUCGAGAUCGGCAGCUGUUCAGUCAGGUGACCGAGUUCUCGUUGUUGGCGGUACUGGAGGCGUAGGACAAUUGACAGUUGGAAAGCUACAAGGAAGAGGCGGGUUCGAAGUGCGAACAACAACUCGGAAUAAAAGCAAGGGGGAAGAAGUAAUUGCUGAUAGCGGCGUCAAUGUGUUUGAACUUGAUCUGUUGUCCGAGGAUACGACUGCGCUUGAAGCUGCAAUGGAAGGAGUUGCAGGUGUCGUCAUUUCGGUCGGCACUACUGCCUUCCCCACAGCUAGGUGGAAGGGAGGAAAUACACCGAAAGCAAUCGACGAGGAAGCUGUCAAACGAAUCGCAAGUGUUGCAGCAAAAGUUGAUACGAUGAAAAAGAUUGUCAUGGUCACAUCAGUCGGCGUAGAUAGAACAGGCGAGAUGCCAUUUCUGAUUCUCAAUCUAUUCGGUGUCUUGGAUGCAAAGAAAAGUGGAGAACGAGCAGUUGCUACUGCCGCUGCACAGGGCGGGUUUGAUUACGCCGUCAUUCGUCCAGGACGAUUGGUAGGUGGUCCAUUUACAAAUCUUGAUGUUGCAAAGCUUUUGAAAGUGGAAGGCGGGGCAGAGAAUGGAGUUUCGCUCGCGAGAGGAGAUUCGCUAUUGGGAGAUUGCAAGAGAGACGCAUGCGCAGAGGCGGUCAUUCAAUCGUUGAUUAACGAGGAAUGUAAAAACCUUGAGUACUCCAUCAUUUCGACUGAAGAGAAAGCGCUCACAGAUCCCCAAUGGAUAGAAGCCUUCCAAAAGCUUUGA